Molecule: messenger RNA, 1449 nt
Organism: Cyanistes caeruleus (blue tit)
Lineage: Eukaryota; Metazoa; Chordata; Aves; Passeriformes; Paridae
Source: RefSeq, a predicted model, not a curated record
GGCUGGAAGAGCCCCCAGUGUGUCCCGUGUGUCCCACGUCCCUGCCCAGCAGCGCCAUCUCACAAGUUGUUCAGGAGCGAGAAGCGUAAACUGAGCCAGCAGCAAUUGACCUUUAUCACACCACAACUGUCGUGUCCAACCUGCCAGGAAUGAAAUGAAUAUCGCAGCGGGUGAAUCCCACCGCAAGUUCUCCGCUCCCAGGCACGGCCACCUGGGCUUCCUGCCCCACAAGCGGAGCCGCCGGCACCGGGGGAAGGUGAAGGCCUGGCCCAAGGAUGACCCCAGCAAACCAGUGCACCUGACAGCUUUCCUGGGCUACAAGGCUGGAAUGACCCACACUGUGCGGGAGGUGCACCGGCCUGGGCUCAAGAUCUCCAAGCGGGAGGAGGUGGAGGCCGUGACCAUCAUUGAGACCCCCCCGAUGGUGGUGGUGGGGGUGGUGGGCUACAUCGAGACACCCAAGGGCUUGAGGAAUUUCAAGACUGUAUUUGCCGAGCACAUCAGCGACGAGUGCCGGCGGCGCUUCUACAAGAACUGGCACAAGAGCAAGAAGAAGGCUUUCACCAAGUACUGCAAAAAAUGGCAGGAUGAGGCUGGGAAAAGGCAGCUGGAGAAGGAUUUUGCAGCCAUGAAGAAGUACUGCAAGGUUAUCCGUGUCAUUAUGCACACGCAGAUGAGGCUGCUCCCACUGAGGCAGAAGAAGGCCCACAUCAUGGAGAUCCAGCUGAAUGGAGGGACAGUGGCUGAGAAGGUCGACUGGGUCCGGGAGAGGCUGGAGAAGCAGAUCUCUGUGCACAGUGUCUUCAGCCAGAACGAGAUGAUCGAUGUCAUCGGCGUGACCAAGGGGCACGGGAUGAAAGGGGUCACCAGCCGCUGGCACACCAAGAAGCUGCCCAGGAAGACACACAAGGGCCUGCGGAAGGUGGCCUGCAUUGGGGCCUGGCACCCAGCCCGCGUGGGCUAUUCCAUCGCCCGGGCUGGCCAGAAGGGCUACCACCACCGCACUGAGAUCAACAAGAAGAUUUACCGCAUUGGCCGUGGGAUCCAUGUGGAGGAUGGCAAAGUGGUGAGGAACAACGCCUCGACACACUACGACAUCACCGAGAAGACCAUCACGCCUCUGGGUGGUUUCCCUCACUACGGGGAGGUCAACAAUGACUUCCUCAUGCUGAAGGGCUGCGUGGUGGGCACCAGGAAGCGCGUGCUCACCCUCCGCAAGUCCCUCCUGGUGCACACAAGCCGCCGGGCCCACGAAGCCAUCGAGCUCAAAUUCAUUGAUACCACUUCCAAAUUCGGCCAUGGCCGCUUCCAGACAGCUCAGGAAAAGAGAGCUUUCAUGGGCCCCCAGAAGAAACAUUUGGUGAAGAAGCCAGGUGUGCAGGAAGAUCUCUAAGGAUGGAGAGCCAAGGCUUCCUGACUGGGCACUUGCAAUAAAGGGGCUCCAAGCCA